AUGGAGACAAUACUUUCUUUAUCUGGACCUAGGACUACAAUUAUGACAUUCAGCAGAGUGCACAGAAACUCAGGUGAGGCAACUGUUGAAAAAGUUGACGCCGAAACUGUUGUGGAGGGAAGUGUUGUAGCAGAAGAAGGAACAGGCAAACUUAUUCCAACACAAACCUCACCCACCAAGCUUCAAUGUUGUUCCAUCACAAUAGAGCCCCCACUUGGGUCACAAGCUGGAGUGACUCAGCUCGGCAAACAAGCAUACUUAGUUGGUGUAUCUCUUUACCGUUCUCCAAGAUUUGAAAUGAUGAUCCAUUGCAUUGCAGUCAUGGCUUUGCCACUUGUUGAUAAGAGAAUAGAAGCAGGUUGUUUGGAUUUUUGUUUAACGAUUGACACGCAACCAUGUGGCUCGAGCGUAUGUAGCUGUGUUCCUGUUGCAGUAAUUGCUGGUAUCUGCUUACCUGAUAUAGCAGUUGAGUCCAUUGCGAAGAGGCUUGAUGAAUAUCCCCAGCUAUGUGUGUCUCAUCAUGAUUGUGUGAAGAAAGGCAGUGGCAACUUCUGUACUCGUUCUCUUUAUCCAAAUGUGCCUUUUGGCUGGUGCUCUCACUCCAACACUGAACCACUGAAAGGUUUCUUGGCUAUGCCUGAAGCAAUUGACAAAGUGCACAGAAAACUCAAAAAAGUUGACGUGGAAACUGUUGUGGAGGGAAGUGUUGUAGCAGAAGAAGGAACUGGUCUCGUUGAAGAAAAUGUUGAGGAUCACAAUAAGCCAAUCUCGCAAAAUUCUAACCUUAGUGAAUGGGAAGCCAGAAGGCAAACUUAUUCCAACACAACGUCACCCACCAAACUUCAGUGUUGUUCCAUCACAAUAGAGCCCCCACUUGGGUCACAAGCUGGAGUGACUCAGCUCGGCAAUCGAGCACACUUGUGA
Sphenostylis stenocarpa is the source of this 924-nucleotide messenger RNA. NCBI's taxonomy places the organism in Eukaryota, Viridiplantae, Streptophyta, Magnoliopsida, Fabales, Fabaceae. The record is from the annotation of a GenBank genome assembly.